Planococcus citri (citrus mealybug) is the source of this 1071-nucleotide messenger RNA. RefSeq names its product Transmembrane protein Pmi (gene Pmi). Gene Ontology annotation, biological process: inner mitochondrial membrane organization. The transcript is spliced from 3 exons. Gene Ontology annotation, cellular component: mitochondrial inner membrane. The record is from RefSeq and is a predicted model, not a curated record. Bases 390 to 923 code for a protein of 177 amino acids. Lineage: Eukaryota; Metazoa; Arthropoda; Insecta; Hemiptera; Pseudococcidae.
CAAUUUUGAAGUUCGAAGAUGAUAACAAUGAGAAGAUUUCAGAUUUAUUGAAAAAUAUGCAAGCGAAAACGUGAGAAUAAUGUAGGAAUAAUCAUCUUCGUUGAAUAUUUAUCGCUAGAAAACAACUACCCGUUCUAGCAAGAUCACGAAACUACACAAUCGUGGUGUUUUCCUGCAGCGAACGAAGAAAUCUGGGUAAUCUUUCGGUGUAUGUGUUCGGAUGCACGUAUCAAUCUGUUGCAUAACUAUUUGCGUUUUAUCGUGCGAAUCAUUCUUGAAACUUCGAAAUACGUGAAAAAAUAUAUCUGGAAUUGUUCAAAGUGCGGUAUUUAAGCGAAUCAGGUUUAAUAUACUUGUAUUUUCCUCCAUUCUGACAGAGAAGGUGAACGAUGAGUGCACCUCAACCGUCUCCGGUAGUUAGAGUGAUUAAUGAUGGAGAUCAUUCGGCCGAAUAUUUCGAACAAGAAUUGGAAAAGGCUUUAGAUAAUAACUGCGAUAUAAUUGUCAUCGAACCGGUACGAUUAGGUGAAGAAACCGUUCACUGGAUCAAAGUUGGAAAUUAUUUGCACAGAAUAGCUGUUAUUAGUGGAAUACCUUCUAUUUGCAUUAACGUCGCUUUUUACCGAAACCAUUACGCAGUAACCGUACCACUGACCGUGAUGAGCGUUUUUUGCGCUGGAUUAUACAUGAUUAGUUGGCAAUUCGAUCCAUGUUGCAAAUACCAAGUAGUCAGCAGGGUUGAAAAAAUAAACGCGUCUGAACUAUCGCCGGAAACUCUGUACUAUAAUUUACUAGAAUCGGCGCCGAAAGAUUCAGCAUCGCCGGUAAUUAUUGUGAAAAAAGAUGAUACCGUUCGCAAAGUAUUCCAUACCAUUGUGGCUGUUUUCGCGCUAACUCUUACUAUUUUUCGCGCUUGCAAAUGAUAUUUUGUUCGGAUUAUAUCGUGAUAUUUGAGGUGAAUCAGUACUGAUAGUUUAAUUUAUUUUUAAUGUUAAUUUUAAUGCUGUCGCCUUUUAUUCUUAUAUGUUAUUUUCAACAUUCGUCAUCAAUAAAUACAGUCCUAAGUUUUUA